AUGCAAGACAUUGCCUUCUUUCUGACCCAUCCUCGUACAGCCAAAAAAAAAUGCUCGCAUCACUCGCAGCAUCAAAACUGUCAAACCUCCUCCGUCUGCUCCAAAUCCAAAACCCUAGAACUCAUCCCUCUCUCCUCCGCCACCUCUCCGUCGAAACCAAUCACCCAUCACCACCACUACCACCACCACCACCACCACCACCACAAACUUCACCGCCAAAACACGACUCAUCAGUCAUAACCCAAGUUGUUAAUCUACUCCAAACCGACGAAGAUGACUGGAACAACAACGACAAGCUCCAUGAACUCCUUUUCCCUCCCCCAGACUCUCCCCACUCCCUGUCCCCUUCAUCUCUCCUCACCAUCACCCGCCACUUGGGCUCCGCCACCAAAGCCCUCAAGUUUUUCGAAUUCAUUCGAACCAAUUCACCAUUGCCGCCUGAUCAUCCGUCUCUCUCUUCAACAUUUCAAGCCAUUUUCGAGCUCGCCAGUGGCGAACAACCCAAUUCACCCGCCAGGCUCUCUGAGCUCCUCUCUAUGUCGAAAGACCAUAACGUUCCUUUGACAGUCUACUCUGCUAAUCUUCUCGUCCGAUGCUUCGGCCGAGCUGAAAUGGUCGAAAAAUCACUUCUUGUGUUCAAAGAGCUCGACCCGGAUUUGCAAAACACGCAUAUACGUAAUGCACUAUUGGAUGUUUUGCUGCGUUCGGGUCGCGUUGACGAUGCGCUCCAACUGCUCGAUGAAAUGCUUAAACCGGAUGCGGAGUUUCCGCCUGAUGGCACUACUGUGGAUAUUACUUUUGGUGCAUUAUUGAGGAGAAAUUGGAAGGGGAGGAGUGUGAGUGAAGAGGAGAUUGUUGGGUUGGUUUUAAAAUUUGGCAAACAUGGUUUGUUUCCUUAUGCAGGGUGGCUUAAGCAAUUGAUCACUAAGCUGUGCAGGAGUGGCAAGAGUAGUCAAGCUUGGGAGCUAUUGCAUGAUGUGAUGAAGUUGGGUGGUGAUGUGGAAGCUGAUUCUUUCAAUGCCCUUUUGACGUGGUUAGGUAGAGAGCGUGAUUUUCCGAGGAUGAAUGAUCUUUUAAGGGAGAUGAAGGAAAUUGGUAUUCAACCCAAUGCCAUAACAUUUGGAAUUCUUAUUAAUCAUUUGUGUAAGUUUCGUAGAGUCGAUGAGGCGUUAGAGGUGUUUAAGAAGAUGAAUGAUGGAGGAGAAAGCAAUGGGUUUUGUGUUGAACCAGAUGUAAUCCUUUACAAUACUCUGAUUGAUGGACUAUGUAAAGUCGGAAGACAAGAGGAGGGUAUGGGUUUGAUGGAGAGAAUGAGAUCACACAAAGGUUGUGAACCAAAUACAGUUACUUAUAAUUGCUUGAUUGAUGGGUUUUGCAAAGCCAGUGAAAUCGAGAGGGCCCAAGAGCUAUUCCAUCAGAUGAAGAAAGAGGGAGUACCACCGAAUGUGAUCACCCUUAAUACUUUGGUUGGUGGUAUGUGCAAGCAUGGGAGAAUUAAUAAUGCGAUGGAGUUCUUUAAUGAAAUGCAAGGGCAGGGUUUGAAGGGGAAUUCAAUUACAUAUACUGCCUUAAUUAAUGCCUUUUGCAAUGCCAACAAUAUCAAUAAGGCAAUGGAUUUGUUUGAUGAAAUGUUGAAAAGUGGGUGUUCUCCAGAUGCAAUUGUGUACUACACCUUGAUUUCUGGUCUGACCCAGGCCGGAAGGAUGGAUGAUGCUGGCUCUGUUGCAGCAGCGAUGAAAGAGGCUGGGUUUUGCUUGGAUCUCGUGUGCUACAAUACUCUUAUUGGUGGGUAUUGUAGGAAGAAAAAACUGGACAAGGCUCAUGAGAUGCUCAAGGAAAUGGAGCAAGCUAGAGUGAAACCUGAUACUAUCACAUACAACACUUUGGUUUCAUAUUUCAGCAAAGCUGGGUAUUUUGAGACCGCCCACAAAAUGAUGAAAAAGAUGAUCAAUGAUGGUCUUGUGCCAAAUGUUGUUACUUAUGGAGCAGUGAUUCAUGGAUAUUGCUUGGUGGGCAAUGUUGCCGAGGCAAUGGAAAUUUUUAGGCACAUGAGUUCGGCUACAAGGGUUCCACCCAACACAGUGAUAUAUAAUAUUCUGAUCGACGCUUUGUGCAAGAAUGAGAAAUUAGAUGUUGCUCUCUCUCUAUUUAAUGAAAUGAAAGUUAAGAGGGUGAAGCCAAGUACCAACACGUACAAUGCCAUUUUUAAGGGCCUUAAGGAGAAGAAUCAGUUGAAGGAAGCACUGGAAUUGAUGGAUCGAAUGACUGAACAGGCUUGUAAUCCUGAUUACAUUACCAUGGAGAUUCUUACCGAAUGGCUUCCUGCAGUUGGUGAAACAGAAAAAUUGAGAAGAUUUGUGCAAGGAUACGAGGUGUUUACCUCGACAGCAUAGAGGGCCUGCUGCAGGUAGAAGAGGUUAUGGCUCUUCUGGUUUACGUAUUCGUUAAGCCAUGUUCAGGAGAAACUGAAAACUGAUCUAAUCUUGAGCAAAUGCGCAUCCUCUAGUUUGCUGCGAUUUCUGUUGAGCUUCAAACAGAUCAUAAAUUCAGGAUCCUCAGUUUUAUUGGUUGUGUUGUUUGGAUCAUUUUAGUUGAAUCAAAAGCCAUAUAUAUGGAUUUAUGGUUUUCAUCCUGGAUAAGUUAAUUCAAAGGGAACAUGUACGCUGCAGUGAAAGUUACGAAGUUUUAUUUAUUGAUAUUUUUUUGGUAUUGAAAACCAAAAUUUUGUGCUAUGUUAUAUUCAGUUAAAAUUUCUGCUGAAGGCCCUUUCUAUCAAA
Cornus florida is the source of this 2777-nucleotide messenger RNA. RefSeq names its product pentatricopeptide repeat-containing protein At3g61520, mitochondrial-like. The record is from RefSeq and is a predicted model, not a curated record. The coding region runs from base 51 to 2393 and encodes 780 amino acids. Gene Ontology annotation, molecular function: protein binding. Lineage: Eukaryota; Viridiplantae; Streptophyta; Magnoliopsida; Cornales; Cornaceae. The transcript has a single exon.